UCACAAAAUCUCAACGCAUUGACUUUUGUUAUUUGAAUUCCAUUUAUCGGUUCGCGCGGUUGCCACCACCACUUCGACGCGUGCGCAUUCGAAUUUCUACCAAAAAUACCUACCAACAUAAAAAUAAAAAAAUGGGAGGAAAUUACUCCGCUAUGGAUCCGAUGGCAGUGCCCGUGCCCGACUUACGGAAAUUAUUUGAAAGAGAUGGUUAUUUAAGACCCUAUGAACGAGAAAUUCGACGACGUUAUGCGUGUUUCAAAGACAUAUGGGACAAAAUUCACGGUUGGGAUGGCGGUGUGGAGUCAUUCACAUCUGCCUAUAACUAUUACGGGCCACAGUUCGGGUUCGACGGCUCUGUUGUUUGGCGAGAAUGGGCCCCUGGCGCACACAGCAUGCAUCUGCAAGGAGACUUUAAUGGAUGGAAUCCAAAGAGUCAUCCAUUCAAGAAGCUAGAGUAUGGGAAAUGGGAGCUCUACAUCCCGGCUAACCCGGAUGGUUCACACCCCCUAAAACACCAGAGCAGGGUGCAGCUUAUAGUGAAUGAUCAUUUGUACAGAGUAUCACCAUGGGCCAGCUACGUCAAACCCUAUGAGGGCUUCACUUACCAACAGUUCAUUUAUAGACCUGAUGAGCCAUACCAGUUCAAACACAGUAAAGUAAGCCGACCAGCUUCCCUACGUAUUUACGAGUGCCAUGUUGGUAUAGCAACCAAUGAAGGCAGAGUUGGCACGUAUUUGGAGUUUAGAGACAAUGUCUUGCCGAGGAUUAAAGGUUUAGGUUAUAAUGCAAUUCAGUUGAUGGCCAUAAUGGAGCAUGCUUAUUACGCAUCGUUUGGAUACCAAGUCACAAGUUACUUUGCAGCUAGUAGUCGGUACGGAACUCCCUGCGAGCUAAAAAAGCUGAUCGACAGAGCUCACGAGAUGGGCAUAUACGUGUUACUAGAUGUGGUGCACUCCCACGCCUCGAAGAACACAUUGGACGGACUGAAUGAGUUCGAUGGUACUACCUCCUGCUUCUUCCACGACGGGCCCCGCGGCACGCACUCGCUAUGGGACAGCAGACUUUUUAAUUACUCUGAAACUGAGGUGCUACGAUUCCUGUUGUCUAACCUGCGAUGGUAUCAAGAGGAAUAUCAGUUUGAUGGAUUCAGAUUCGACGGUGUGACGUCCAUGUUGUACCACAACCGCGGCAUAGGCGCGGGCUUCUCCGGCCACUACGACGAGUACUUCGGCCUCAACGUCGACACGGAAGCUCUGGUGUAUCUGAUGGUAGCCAACGAGCUCAUCCACAGUAACGACAAACGGGCCAUCACUAUUGCUGAGGAUGUAUCAGGCAUGCCAGCUUCAGGUCGGCCGGUGAACGAAGGCGGCACCGGGUUCGAUUACCGUCUAGGCAUGGCUAUUCCUGAUAUGUGGAUCAAGCUGCUGAAGGAGCAGAAGGAUGAGGACUGGGAGAUGGGACACAUCGUUCACACGCUCACCAACAGACGCUGGCUCGAGGCCACUGUGGCUUAUGCUGAGAGCCAUGACCAGGCUCUGGUAGGGGACAAAACCUUAGCAUUCUGGCUGAUGGACGCAUCCAUGUACACGCACAUGAGCACGCUGAGCGAGCCCAGCGCCGUCAUCGAGCGCGGCCUGGCGCUGCACUGCAUGAUACGCCUCAUCACGCACGCGCUCGGCGGAGAGGCCUAUCUCAACUUUAUAGGCAACGAGUUCGGGCACCCGGAGUGGCUGGACUUCCCGCGCGAAGGCAACAACUCGUCGUACCACUACGCGCGCCGCCAGUGGCACCUCGUGGACGAUCCCCUGCUCAAGUACCGCUUCCUCAACCAGUUCGACGUCGAUAUGAACGCGCUGGAAGAGAAGUACGGUUGGCUGAGGUCCAAUCCGGCGUACGUGUCGUGCAAGCAUGAUGGCGACAAGGUGAUCGCGUUCGAGCGCGCCGGCCUGCUGUUCGUGUUCAACUUCCACCCCACGCAGAGCUUCACCGACUACCGCGUGGGCGUCGACGUGCCGGGGAAGUAUCAGGCUGUAUUGUGCUCGGAUAGCAAAAAGUAUGGCGGUUUCGGGCGCGUGGAGGCAGAUAAUGAGUUCCAUCACACACAGAACAUGCCCUGGAGCAACCGGAAUGACUCAAUACAGGUUUACAUUCCCUGCCGUUCAGCUAUUGUUUACGCUCGUUGUGAAUAGUAGAAACAUAUUAAAAUACCUAUUGUUUAAGAUUAUCUUCAAAUUCCACAAUGAGAAAUGUAUAUCUAAUGUUGUAAUAUAAAGCUUAGUAUAUCUACAUAAAAUCAUUAAUAGGUAUUGUAGAUAUUUAUAGGGCAUUGCUUUAUAAAAACCUACCUAUUUGUAUUAUGUAUUGUUAUUAUGACAUCUUUAUUUAGUUCAUAAUCAUGAUUUAUUUAUAUAUAAGAGCCAACUUGCUGUACCCUUGCGUGGAAGUGCCAUAUCCUAGUCAUUGUGAUUAGACAUGAAUUUAUUAAUGAAAAAUUAUGUAUAAAUAUCACAAAAGUAAGUCACAACCGAGUCCUAAAACGUGUUAUACAGUUUACAUUAUAAGUGCUAUGCAGUUUUUGUUAAUUCCAGUUAAAAUAUGUAAAACAAUUACAUUUUUUAAGGCUGUUUAAUAUUUAUGUAGUAAACAAGUUGAAAAACCAUAUGCAUGUAAAAAAAAAUUAUAGAAUUUCCAAACUGAAUUGUGUGAAAUCCCUAUUAUCUUAUUACUUGACAUGUAAGAAUAAUAUUUUGUUUGUUACAAGGAUUCAAGGUGUUAUUUAUUGUUUUUACUUUCCAAUUUUAUAUAAAUGAAAGACUUAGGAAGAAGUACAAAAAAUUUAUUAUUUUAAUAUUAAAUACAUUUAUUUUUAUUAAAACA
This is a messenger RNA of Maniola jurtina (meadow brown), 2877 nucleotides long. RefSeq names its product 1,4-alpha-glucan-branching enzyme (gene AGBE). Gene Ontology annotation, cellular component: cytoplasm. The coding region runs from base 132 to 2189 and encodes 685 amino acids. Gene Ontology annotation, molecular function: cation binding; 1,4-alpha-glucan branching enzyme activity; hydrolase activity, hydrolyzing O-glycosyl compounds. The record is from RefSeq and is a predicted model, not a curated record. The transcript has 14 exons. NCBI's taxonomy places the organism in Eukaryota, Metazoa, Arthropoda, Insecta, Lepidoptera, Nymphalidae. Gene Ontology annotation, biological process: glycogen biosynthetic process.